AUGUAUCCCAACAACCUCCUCCUCGCAUUAACCCUAACCAGCCUCGCGACAGCAAGCAUAAUAAAACAACGCGCAGUCUUCGUAGAAUGUGACAACGCCGAAAGCGAAAUGGCCCAAGCGGCAGUAACGAGCGCCGGUGAAAUGGCCGCCAAAGCCGCUGCCAGCAUCCGAGCCAACAACGUGACAUCGCUCUUCCAGACAUUCUUCAAGACAACCGACUCAACAUCUACAAACCAUGUCGUCGAGAUACUCGAGGAGAUUACCCAGGAAGCGUCACAACAAGGAAGCGGUCUUAUCACCUACUCCUGCCAACCUGAUAGCAUUACUUGCCAAUCUGGCUCGUUUACGCAGACGGGAUAUGCCAGUACGGACGGGUAUCGAGGCCAAGUGAGCACGUGUCCUGCGUAUUUCCAGCUGCCGCAGGUGUCGGAUGAUUGCUCUGUUCUGGAUCAACGGACGUCAAGUUUACAUGAGUUGUGUCAUACGAAGGGGGUGCUGGGGUAUGAGGUGUAUGGGUAUUCGAAUGUGUUGGGGUUGGAUUCGCAAACAGCGUUGAAGAAUGCGGAGAGCUAUGCCUUUUUCUCCAAGUCGGUUUACCUUGGCUGUAAUGGCCAGACUGGGUCAUCUGGGUCAAGCUGGGGAAGCCUAGGUGGCUCCGGCAGCACACGCAAUACUGGAAGCUCUGGAAGCUCUGGAAGCUCAUGGUGGAAUCCGUUCGCAAACUUCGGGUUUUAG
Molecule: messenger RNA, 735 nt
Organism: Aspergillus bombycis
Lineage: Eukaryota; Fungi; Ascomycota; Eurotiomycetes; Eurotiales; Aspergillaceae
Exons: 2
Coding region: 1-735 (244 amino acids)
Biological process (GO): proteolysis
Molecular function (GO): metalloendopeptidase activity
Source: RefSeq, a predicted model, not a curated record